GAGCGGCCCCUCCCCCUCGCGCUGCCCGGGGGCCGGGUUGCCUGCGCUCACUGCUCCGGCUGCUCCGCCAGCGCACACCCAGCACGAGGCGCCCGUGUCCCAGCAGCUCCGCUCAGGAUGGUCAUCCGCGUCUACAUCGCCUCCUCCUCCGGCUCCACGGCGAUCAAAAAACAGCAGCAAGAUGUGUUAGGCUUCUUGGAAGUCAACAAGAUUGAAUUUGAAGAAAAAGAUAUUGCAGCCAAUGAGGAGAACCGGAAAUGGAUGAGAGAGAAUGUCCCGGAAGAGAGCCGACCAGCGAGUGGAAACCCAUUGCCCCCUCGAAUCUUCAAUGAUAGCCGAUAUCUUGGGGAUUAUGAAGCUUUCUUCGAAGCUAGAGAGAAUAAUGCAGUGUAUGCUUUUUUAGGCUUGACUGCUCCUCCUGGUUCAAAGGAAGCUGAAGCAUUGGCGAAGCAGCAAGCAUGAAUUUCAACUGCCUUAAAUGUUCUGUAAACGGAACUUCCACAGCUUUUUAUAAAAUAGAAAAUUGUCUCUGCUUCAAGAAAAAUAGAUUUAAUUUCUAACAUUUUGAUUGGUGCUUGCAGCAUCCACGGUACAUGAAUAUAAAUUUGAACACGGUGAAUAUGGGAACAUUAGGGUAGAGAGCAUGGAAGACACUAUUGCAAAGUUGGAAGCAUAGGUAACUGAAUCAAUUAGAAAUGAUUGAUUUAAAGUGGUUUAAACUAUGUCUGGGCAAUUGAUCCAUUUUUGUAAACUUAAAGAAAACCUAUUUUAGUACUAAUUAUGCAGAUAAACUUACACCUAAAGAUCCAGCUAUUUAAACAUAGGAGAAAACGAGCAACAACAUAAAACCUUAUCAAAUAACUCUAGUGCCUGAAUUGCCUCAAAUAUUCUUGAACAAUACAAAAAUACAGUAACUUCUCAAUGUCUUUUUAAAUUGUGGCUUAAAAUGAAAUUCUAAAUGUUGUGUAGCGUAGUAACCAUUGUAAUCGCUUAUGGAAAUUAUGACAUUUGUUCUUUUGUAGAAUGAAGAUUUAAAAUUGUAUUGUAACACGUUGUACAGAUCUUAAAAAAAUUUUUGCCAUGUAUUUCUCAUUUAAGCGACCAAUGUGGGGGGCCUUUUCCACAAAAAAGAGAUUGAGCAGUGGAUAACAUUUCCAUUGGCAAGUUCACCACAUAGCUCUCUAACCAUGACUUGAUUACAUGUUUGUGUGCUAGAUUUAGUGCACUUCAAUGAAAUACAGUAUGGACUAAUUCCUAGGCAGUAUCACAAAUAAGCCAAAAUGGCCAGAAAUGGCAUUUCCUUACAUGUGUAAGAGCUAAAGCCUUUAAUGUAAUAUUCUACAAGGUCACAUUGUUUAUAGUUUUAGGCAUUUGGUCGCAUGUUCUAGAGGUUACUAGUUGCAUAUAAUAGUUUUUCAUAUGGGGAUCUAAAAGUAAAUGUUUGAGUUGUAACAAGUAUUGUAAUUGAGUGGAGGGGGGGGGGGGUUCUUUCAAGUUUUAAGUUGAUUUGUAUUGCCAUGGAAUUAGUGAAUCCUAUUAAAGAACAGCAUUCUGUAUCAGUGAAUUCACCAAGUGCAAUAUUAACCCAUUCCAUGCCUUAGGUAUACAUCAGUUAUUUGGCAAAGGGGAAUUCACGUAGCCUGCAUAUUAUGGCCAUCCACUGGAAAAUCAUGAAGACUGAUUUAAAAUCCUAAUCAUAGGUGCACCUGAUGUGGUAAGGAGUAGUUUUAAAAUUUACAUGUGUGAUUUUUAAAUAUCUUGCACAGUAUAAAUCACUCUUACUUCCUGAAUGCAUCGACACCAUAAAUCCUGUAGUUGUGGGGGCAUUCUACAAGCACAGCACAGCACACAAAUUUUAUUUUCAUCUGCUUUAUAACAUAGAAACAGGUGGUAUAGAUCAGUAAAAGACUUACAAAGGUUUUAUGCCGCUUGCAAACUGUAGCAUAUCAUGGCCAUUCAGUUACUUAUACUGAUGCAAUAAAAGUUAUGUAGUGCUUUAAAAUGCUUGCUGAGACAUUUAUAAUUCUAAGAUCCAAAAUUAGUGACAGGAUAGAAGUAAAGACUUAAUUAUACUCUACAACAGAAUAAUUAAAUAUUUUCCUCUUGCCAACAUAUUUCUUUUGGGCUCUGCAUUUCCCCAGCUGCAAGACGUGUCUUCAUCAACAACUAAAUAAGUAGCAGAGAAAUGUUUUUCCUUGCACAGUUGUGAGAGCAGUUUGGCUCCCACACAGUGAAUGGCAAAAUCCCCAUAGAUUUCAGCAUGAGCAGGACUGGGCCUGUAAUGGUGUUUGGAACCUAGCUAGUUACAUUAGCAUUUAGUCCAUGGUUUUUCUAAUUUUGAGCCUGGGAAUAGACAUUUUGUAGUUUCUGCUUACAGAUGCCUGACCCUUGUCCCUGUGUAUAUGAAAGUAGGACAGUUAAAUGUUGCCUAAUCUUCAGGAUGAACCCAUAGCAUAUUUUGUGCUUUCUCUCUAGAAGGCUUACUAUUAAUUGCUGGGGAGGGGAGGAGACUAUUAUUGGGUUUUUUAUUUUUGUUGUUUUAAAUCAAGUGUCUGCCUUUCAUGAUUCAGCAUGACUUAGUCUUUUUAUAUAAGAUCUCUGGUAUUAUUGGCAGUAUCUCUUCUAUCCCUAGACCUACUAGAUGCGUUUGAGGAAAUGAAUAAGAAUAUUGAAAGGAGUUUUGUGAAGAAAAUGGAAUUUGACACACAGGUUGCUAUACUCCUGCUGAUUCGCUGUGUUUCCUGUGUAAACAAAAUGUGGCAUUACUUUUUGUGAAUUGCAUCCAUUAUUUGAAGAAGCUAUAACUGAAAAUUAUUGCCAAAUUUUGUCAGCUCAGUGACACAAAACAUUCUGAAACAAGGUCAUCUCUAUUUCUGAUCUUUGAGAAAGUUGCCAAGUUUUAAGAAAGCAAUGUCCAUUCCCCCUUCCAGACCCUCUUCUUUGCCAGAUGGUAACACUCAAACUGCAUCUGCAUUCCUGAGGAAGCAGUAUGAAGACAGGGAUUGGCUUAUUUUUUCUGGUGUCUGGGGGACAAAGCAUGAACAUAAACUGAAAAAUAUCUAAGUGGUCUGUUCUUGUUUUGGCCUGUAUGUAGAACUCACAGUAGUAUUAAUGUAGAUUUCAUGCAUGUGUUUAGGAGUGACAGAGGUGAGAAUAUACCUGUGUGGUGUUCUCAACAUAUUGGUUCUGUGGUUCACAUUACUAUGUUUUUAGGUCAAACAUGGAUGUUGCUUCUUAAGAAGAACUUGUUCAUUUCUUCUUGCCCCUGUCUUUUUUUCUGUAUAGAAGGUAAGGUGAUGAGGCAUCAAACUCUCUUUCUUACUAAUUAUUGAUGUAUCAUUCCAAUAAAAUUGUUUUAGAAUGUUUUUUCAUUAUAUUAGUUUGAUUUUUGUUGGGUGUUUUUGGCUUGGUAUUUUCAGUGUUGGAAAGGAUCCUCUUUGUUUAGCUUGCAAAGCAAAUCUGAGUAUAUUCAACCAAAAGAGUUGCUUUAAAAUUUCAGUAUCUGUAGCAGCCACAAAAUUAAUGCAGUGAAUACAUUCCCCUUCCCUCCCCCCGAUUACUAUUAAUUCAUGUUAAUAGUUUCGUGCCCUGUUGCUGGAAUUAAGCUUAUUAGUCUCAUUGAUGUAUUCACACCACUUAAAUGAGCUGUGUUAGAAAAUGUGUGUCAAAUAUAGUUUUUACCCCACAUCUACACUCCCUCCUCAAACUGAUGUUGAAUCUAAUUGAUCUAGAUCCCUGGUUCUCAACCAGGGGCACGCGUACCCCUCGAGGUACGCAGAUUUUCAAGGGGGUACAUAAGCUCAUGUAGAUAUUUGCCAAGUUUUACAACAGGCUAUAUAAAAAGCACUAGCGAAGUCAGUACAAACUAAAAUUUCAUACAAUGACUUGUUUAUACUGCUCUGUAUAUUGAAAUAUAAGUACAAUAUUUACAUUCCAAUUGAUUUAUUAAUUAUAUGGUAAAAGUGAGUGUGUCAGCAAUGUUUCAGUAAUAGUGUGCUGUUACACUUUUGUCUUUUUAUGUCUGAUUUUGUAAGCAAGUAGUUUUUAAGUGAGGUGAAUCUUGGGACGUUAUGCAAGACAAAUGAGACUCCUGAAAGGGGUACAGUAGCCUGGAAAGGUUGAGCACCACUGAUCUAGAGUGUAUGGAUAAGUCAACCGGCUUCACCUUUUGUAGUAAAGCUUGUUAGACAACCUAGCCUGCUUUGCCACAGUGGAUAUUGAACUCGGUUGAACCUAUCUAUAAGGGUGGGACAUGUUCAUACUUGUUGCAGGAGGGACAGUGGGUCACAUGUUUGAUGUUACAUUAAACUAAAACAUAGUUCAUUUUUGUAAUAUGGCAAUUGCUGCAGUGAUACUAAGUAGGUGGGACAGAAAUCUAACAUUCACCUUUAUUUAGAGGUUCUGUAUUUAUAUCAGCUCUGUAAGAUAAUAAAAAAAUUAUUUGUCUUGGGGCCCAAUCCUCCUAUCUGUAUACAUGUGAAAGUCCUGUUGAGUUCAGUGGCAGUUUUGAGUUUGAAUCUGACAAGAUCAGGCUAUAUAGAUGCAGCUUCAGAAUGAAGUUCCCUGGUAAAAGAACCCUCCUUCAAGCAGAUCAGGAAACAACAUAUUAAGGGCCUGGUCCUGCAAUCCUUACUUAUGUGAGUAACCCUGAUUCAUAAAAGAGAGCUAAUAGGAGUCAGGAUUUCCAGGAUUGAGUCCUAACUCACUGCAGUUCUAAUAUCUGAUCUGGCUGGUUGAUUCAGUAGCCAAAUAAUAGCUCUCAGAGGGUCUAUGUGCUUUGCAUGUUCAGUUAUUAAACCAGCUAGCAAUCUUUCUACAUGAUGCUAUAGAAGCACUAAACUGAAUUCCCAACCAUAAAUUGUACUGUACAUUGUCACAAGAAUUCCAGACUCUAUUCACGUGUUUUCAGUUGAACUAUUAUUUGUAUGUGUGUGUUUAGGUUUUUAAAGAAUGUUUUUGAAUGAGGAAAGGGCAUAUUUACUACCUAUUUAUAGGAUGAACUUUUUUCUUGUUUCUAAAACAGAAUAAAGCAGAAUUGGGAGCAGUUAUCACAGUUACUGUCAUGUCUUUGAAUAGUGUCUUAGUUCUGUUGUAUCUUCCACUCUCACUUGCCAUUAUUUGGUAUUUUAAUAAGUGGUCCAUAAUGUCAUCUAGGAAAAGUGUCUUUUGUGGUCUCUCAUCACAAGGAAUCCCAUUUGCUUUUACCUUAUAUGUUUCACUUAUAUAACACAGAUUCAUUUCAUGUUUUGUUUACUGUUUUAAAAAUUUAGUCUUAAAAGCAAAGAAUAUUGUUACUCAGAAAUGCAAAGCUCUUCAAUAAAAAAUGAAUUCCAAAAAUCUGCAAUAAAAACUGCAUGUCUGCAUUUAAUGUUUACUUAACUUGCUGUUUCAGGUUACAGUGGUGUGCACUGUAAUAAUAAAUUUUUACUAUACACA
Molecule: messenger RNA, 5436 nt
Organism: Chrysemys picta bellii (western painted turtle)
Lineage: Eukaryota; Metazoa; Chordata; Testudines; Emydidae
Gene: SH3BGRL
Product: SH3 domain binding glutamate rich protein like
Cellular component (GO): cytoplasm
Source: RefSeq, a predicted model, not a curated record